Molecule: messenger RNA, 2161 nt
Organism: Lemur catta (Ring-tailed lemur)
Lineage: Eukaryota; Metazoa; Chordata; Mammalia; Primates; Lemuridae
Gene: THAP10
Product: THAP domain containing 10
Exons: 3
Coding region: 302-1075 (257 amino acids)
Molecular function (GO): sequence-specific DNA binding
Source: RefSeq, a predicted model, not a curated record
GGUCCGUUCCUCUUUACGGCCCACUUCCUCGUGGCCCGCGGGAAAUUUGUAUCCCAGUGCCUGUGUUCACCUGCUCUCGGGGUAACAUUGCAGGAAGGACGAAGAGGAGGAAGAUAUCAAAGAACUCUCUCACUUGGGGCCCCAGUUCGACACUUCCGGUGACCAGAGGUAGGGAAAGAAACAGGCCCGAACCGGAGUCGACAAGUGAAGAGAGGACUUGCCUCGCCGAGGCUGCCGUGAGGAGCGUGCACGAGUGCAGAGGGCCCCGGACCCCGGCUCCCCAUCAUCGAAGGCGGCCGCCAUGCCCGCCCGCUGCGUGGCCGCCCACUGCGGCAACACCACCAAAUCUGGGAAGUCGCUGUUCCGCUUCCCCAAAGAUCGGGCCGUGCGGCUGCUGUGGGACCGCUUUGUGCAGGGCUGCCGCGCCGACUGGUACGGGGGCAAUGACCGCUCCGUCAUCUGUUCUGACCACUUCGCCCCGGCCUGUUUUGACGUCUCUUCGGUUAUCCAGAAGAACCUGCGCUUUUCCCAGCGCCUGAGGCUCGUGGCGGGCGCCGUGCCCACCCUGCACCGGGUGCCCGCCCCAGCACCUAAGGGGGAAGAAGAGGGAGACCUAGCGGGCGGCCCGGAAAAGGGUGGAAAGCUUCAGGCAGCCAGGCAUUCUGGGGCUGCUCAGGGUCCAAUCUCCUGUACACGCCUCCGGGCCGGGAAGAGGGCUGCGGUUUCACAGAUUGCAUGUGAAAAUGAAGUUAUACAAACACAAGUCCAUGCUGGUAAUGUACCUAAUGAUGUCACUUCAGUACCUACUCACUGUGAAGAAGGCCCAGUGCAUAAAAGUACACAAAUUUCUCUGAAAAGGCCCCCUCACCGUAGUGUGGGUAUUCAGGCCAAAGUGAAAGUGUUAGGAAAACGACUGUGUAAUGCAACUACUCAGACAGAUGAAUUGUGGUCUAGAACUUCCUCUCUCUUUGACAUUGACUCCAGUGAUUCAGAAACAGAUACAGACUGGGAUAUCAAGAGUGAGCAGAGUGAUUUGUCUUAUAUAGCUGUACAGGUGAAAGAAGAGACAUGUUAAAAACACAACAUCAAAUGCUUUGAUGUGCUAUAGAUUUUGAAAUCUUUACUUACGUAAUUAUCUCUUUGCUAUUAUAAAUAUUUCACUUCAGGAUAAUUUGACAGUUGAGUAUCAGCAAAAUUUGUUUAGCUCUAAGGCAAAAAUUUGCCUACUUGCCAAGAUAAUGAAAGUAAUCCCUGUCCACAAACCUCCUUACCCACUUACUUUCACCUUUUUUUUUCUUUUUACCUCUUUGAUGGAAAUCAGGUUAUAAAACAAAAUCAUAGUAGCAACAACAUUUCGUGAUCAAAAGUAAGCAUUGAAUAUUUAAGCUUAGUUGAGAAGCAAUGCUUCUAUGGGACUUCUUUGACAUUCACCAGUUAGAAUGUCACUAUUCUUCUAAAUAAUUUGAAGGUAAAGAGCAAUGACAGUGAGCACAGCCAAGCCUGAUAGCUUUAAAUGAUUUGGGAGUGAAGAUAUGUUAUUUAUUUGUUUGUCCAUUUGUAAUACUAUGAGAUUUAUGGAUCAGUCCCUGUAAACAUUUCUGGUGAAGGUAAAGCUCUUACAGAAAAUUUUCAAAGGGAAUCAGUUUAGAGAUAGAGUUUCACAUACUUAGAUUACUUUGUUAACGAAAUCUAUUUGCCUCAGUUCCUACUGCAACAAAUUAGUUAUCUUGAUUAAUUUAGAGUGGAAUUAUUAACAUCAUGCAAAAAAAAAGUAUUACAUUUCUAACAUAUUCAUUCCCAUUGUAGGAGAUGGUUUUUCUUUUAUCAGCACCUCUCUGUUGAAUUCUACAUGUGGGAAAUAAGUAUGCAAAAUUAGCUGCCCAUCUGCCAUUCACCAGGAAAAUUUCUAUGGCAGUCUUGUACCAUGAAGUUAAUUGUUAAAAUAGUUUCUGAGAAACUUAUUAUAACUCUGAUCUUCUGUUGAGUAUAAUAAAAGUAAAUAUCCAUUUUAUACCUCACAUGUCCUGUUAGUUCUGCAUGAUUAGAAGAACCUGCAUGCAUUUUAUCCUAGAAGGUUUAAAUAAUACACCAAAGUGAUUGUCUUCUAAAGAUAAUUUUAUGUCUGAGUUCAUUUGAGUAGUGUAAUUUUAAUUUUAAGGAA